CUCUCUCUCUCUCUCUCUUCCUCUGCUCCUCGCCUCCUCUUCCUCUCCGCUGAGCUGCUACGCUGCGUUGCGUUGCGCAACUGCUUCCUCUCCACGCCAUCACCGACUCCUCCCCACCGCCGCCGCCGCAUCCGCUGGAACCCUAGACAUAUAGCCUUCCCCAUCGCGGUGAUGGUGGAGGAGUCGCUCGCCGCCGUGCUCCACGGAGGCGGGAGGUAGGGGGUGGUGGUGUUGCGUGGCCGUGCCCGAUCGGCGGGGCGGGGGGUGGAAGGAGGGGCAUGAGGGCGCCGCAGGAGCGCACCGUCAGGGAUCUCUACGAUCACACGCGCCACAGGGAUCUCGCGCUCCCCGAGGAAUCAGUGGAGGGGCGUGGCAGCGGACGCCGGGUGGAGGGGCCGGGGAAUAGCGAGGUGGUCGCCAAGAUGGAGGACAAGCUUACAGCAAGAAAACGACCAGUACCAUCCGACAGCCCUAAUGUGAAGGCAGAAUCUGGCACUUGUAAUGUCUGCUGUGCUCCUUGCUCCUCAUGCCUGCACCGAAAUAUUUCACUCACUGAUUCAAAUAUGGACUGUGGAUCAUCUCAAACAUGCUUUGCAAGGUCAGAAACAAAAAACCAUUCGUUUGUUCGUAGUGAUAAAGGGCUCCGUUUUAAGGGUAAGGGAGGAGAAAAUGAUGAUGAAUUCAGUGCCACUUCAAGCCCUGCUUCCUAUUCUGAAAAUGGUGAAAAUAAAGUCAUGGGAAGAUCAUCUGUUGCAGCAGAUUCAGAGGUUGACAAGCCAGCAAAGCGUAGAAGGCUAGUAAAUCAUGGUUCUAGAUCACCUAGAAUAGAGUGCCAUGAUGAUAGCAACUCGUGCGUUACUGGUGUAUCAGCAGCAGGAAAACUUCUGUUGGAUAAGAAAAAGGAUAAACUAUCUACAUCAGCAUCAAGUCGUGACCUUACUGGUAACUAUAAGGACCACGGCAUUAACAGCCACAACAGACUAAAAAAUUACUGCAUCGAAGAAUCUACUGGAAAGAAGAGAUCUGAUGUUCAUGUCAUGCACCGAAGUUCAUCUGAUAAGGCAUUGCCUGCUGAUUCUCCUUUUGCAACCAAAAAGUUGCUGCGGACCCAGUCCUCUCUCAGUGCAUCACAUGGUUUAUCUUCCAAGAAACCAACACAGGGAUUUGGGAAUUCACAAGAUAAUUUAGCUCAUCAAUCUUGUGAGAAAGCUUCUUUAAACAAGAAUGUAGAGCGGUCACUGGGAGGAAAAUCAGAGCCUUCUGUGCUUGGUGGUGAGAGACACAACAUGAUGACUAGUGGUGGUACUAGUAGUAGCAAUAAAAUCAAGGCUGGAUCCUUAAAAAAGAAUCUGGAAAACGGCACCUCAUGCUCAAGAAAUGGAAGUCUAGAACAUGCUGACAUUCAAUCUAAUGAUGCUGUUAAUCGGAACAAGAAUGAUAAACAAGAACAGAAUCAAGCUUUUUCAAUGGAUACAGGUAGUCGUAGAAAGUUGAAUACACAGAAUGAUGUGAUGACCGACUCUGGGAAUUCAGAGGGCUUAAUAGAUGUGAACGUUUGUGAUAUAUGUGGAGAUGUUGGGAGGGAAUAUCUUCUUGCUACAUGCACUAGGUGCCUUGAGGGAGCAGAGCAUACUUAUUGCAUGCGAGUGAAGUUGGAGAAAGUCCCAGAUGGUGAAUGGUUAUGUGAAGAAUGUCAGCUCAAAGAAGACCAAAGCCAAACAAAGAGCAAUGAUGGCACAUCAACGAUUAAGAUUUUGGAUGGGAAAAACCAAAAUUCAGAAAGCAUGAGCAACCCUAAGACAUUGAAGGUUGUCGUGAAUGAUUUGGACAGUCAACAAAUCAUUUGUGGUAAACCAGUUUCUACUGAUCCCUUGUCUGGUAGCAAUCAAAAGUUGCAUCUAGUGUCAACUGAUCUGGAAGCACGCCAGGUGAAAUGUGCUACCCCAACUGCUGAAAGACUGGAUGGCAGGAAUAAACAUUCAGGAACUAUGGGAAAUCACAAGAGAUUGCAAGUUGUUACAUCUGGCUUGGAAGCACGACAAUCUACUUGUAGCACACCAACACCUGGAAGCUUUGACAAGAAGAAUCAAGGUGUAGACAAGAAGAGUCAAAGUUCAGAAGUGUUGUUAAACCGUAAGAAGUUGCGAGUUGCCACUGAUAUGGAUUCGCCUCUAUCAAAUGAAGGUGUAAGGAGUCCACCUAAAUCAUGCAAGAGAUAUGCAGAAAAUACUUUAUCCUCUACUCCCAGGCUCCUCAAGACAGAGAGUCCUAGGAAACAUGAUGUGCUCUCUAGGGAGAACUCCUUUAAGAGCUCUAACAAGGGAAGUUUUAAGUCAUCUGAUAAUGCUCAAAUGAGGACUCAAGCAGUUAAUAGUUCUGUGAACUUACCUCGGUCAUAUUCCUUGGGAAGCUUGGCAAAUGUCAAAACUCCAGUUCCUUCACCACGAGGCGUUGUAUCAAAGCAAACAUCUUUUAACAGCUCCAACCACGAACCAAAGGUCAAGCAAUUAGCUGAACCUGUGGUGAGCAAGCUGAAGCCUUCAAAACAUUCCCCAAGAGACCCUAGAGAACAGGGGACCAUCAGAAAAGUUUUUAAAUCUGGAUCUUUUAAGCAUGAAUCUUCAGUUUGCAAAGACUCAAGUUCAUCAAAAGAAAAGCAAUCAGUUCAUUCGUCUCAAAAUGAAAAACCUAGAAUAUUGAAGCCUGUAAAACCAACAAAUUUGUUGGAAAGGAGGGCUUCAUUUAAUCUUAAAAAACCGAACAUUCCUUCAUCACCAAGGCCUGAUAGUUCAAUAAAGUCAGGGGAUCCAAGAAAUGACCAGGACAGUCCAAGGCCCGGACCAAGCAUACUUAAAAGUAGCAAAAAAACAGGAAUCGUUGAAAAGAAACGUAGCUCCAUUUUGUCUAAAAGUGAGAAGCAAGGUAUUCUUGUUCGGUCAUCUACAGGAGUUGCUUCUUCAAAAGACAUCUGUGCGGUGAAGGCAUCUGAUCCACUAAUUGAAAUGGACAAAAUAAAAACUGAUAACACAGAUAAUGCAUGUGAAACUCCACUAGUUUUGGUGAAGAAUGAUGAUGAAAUGCCAACUAAACCUGAGGGGCUUGCCAUGCCAUCUACUUCAAUGACUCAGAGAUCAUUUUUGCAAGAGAUUGCGCCAACAAGUUCCUCAGAAGAUUUUCCUUCAGAAGAGGUACAUCACGAAGAACAUAUUAUACAAAGUGUAGGAAACGGUUCCAGCAAAAGUGCAGUGGCGGUUCAGGCUUCCAAAGACAUUUUGCCAGGGAGCCCACAAGGUCAUCUAGUGGUGCAUAAUCCAAAUAACCCAGACAGUAAACUAAAUGAUCUGAAUCUAAAGCAGGAAUCGUUUGUUGAUCUAUAUUCUGCUGUUGAAGGUUCUUUUGGGGCUUUAGUUAUUCCAGAGCAGACUUACAUCUGGCAAGGUACCUUUGAGGUUUCAAGACCUGGAAACUCUCCCGAAAUGUAUGAUGGGUUUCAGGCUCACUUGUCUGCCUGCGCAUCGCCCAAAGUACUUGAAGUAGUCAAACAAUUACCUCAGAGAAUUCAGUUAGCAGAAGUUCCACGGCGUUCCUCAUGGCCACUGCAAUUUAAGGAAGUAAAGCCGAAUGAAGACAGCAUUGCUCUUUAUUUCUUUGCUAAAGAUGUUGAAAGUUACGAAAGAGCAUAUGGGAAACUCUUGAAAAACAUGCUUGCUGGAGAUUUGUCUCUCGCUGCAAAGAUUAGUGAUAUUGAACUUCUCAUUUUUACAUCUGAUAAGCUGCCUGAGAAGGCUCAGCGGUGGAAUGGCUUACUUUUCUUUUGGGGUGUCUUUCAUGCCAGAAAGGCAAAUAGUUCAACUGAGCUGCUUGUCAAAGGGAUGGAUCAAAGUCCACUAGAACAAAUCAAUGAACCUGCCAAUCAACUUGUCUGCUCCCCUAAGAUGCCUCAGUCAUUGGGCAUAGAUUUGAAUGAGUGCCCUAUUGACGAAUUGUAUGACCCGGCUGUAUCAGUUGAAGUGAAGAUGGAGAAUGGUGGCGCAUCUGUAGACCAUGAGACCUUGUUGAGUCCCAAUCAUGAGACUAAAAGGCUGAAUUCAUGUGAAAUACAUUGUCCAGAAACUGCAGUCACUGGGAAAAUUUUGUUUGGAACUCCCACUGCAGUUCCCUUUGGAGUUCAUGUUCACGCAAGUUCAAAAGGUGAAUGUCUCAACAUCAAACCAGAAUAUCCAAGUGAUACAAUAGGUGGCAAGGGACCAGUUGGUAGGGACCACAUGGAGGAGGAAGAGAGCUUUAGUAAGAAUGAAGCUCUACGCUUUGCUAAGCAGCUUACAGGUGUAGGGAGACCAGUCUCUGAUGAGAUAUUGACAAAUGCACCGUCACUUGUAUCCCUGCAGCAUUCUGUCCAACCGAAGCUUUCUUAUGAUCCAAGUGAUUCAAUUUCAAAGGACCUUUUGCCUGACUCUAAUUCCAUCUACAAACGGCAAAAGACUUCUGAUGGGAAAUACUCUACUUGCAGUUUUGGAGAUGGUCAACUGACUGGCAAAUGCUUGUCCAAGAUACAUCCCUUGCCAGCUGAUCAUCAUACUUCAUUAGACGAUGUACGAUAUCUUUGUGGGGUUCCAGCAGGUACCUGUUCUCCAACCAAACAAGUCUCGGAUCAUGUCAUCCAUGUCCUAUCAUCAGAUGAUGAAGACUCUCCAGAACCUCGUAAUAAUCUGAAUAAGCCAUCACUGAAGGAAGAGGAGGGCCCUUCCGCACUGCAACUGUCCCUUUCUAUGGUCUCAAAGAAGAAUAAUCUUGCUGGUUCUGAUACAGGAGAUGAUGGACCGCUGUCUCUGUCUCUUGGGCUCCCUGGUGUAGUGACUAGCAACCAGGCUCUUGAGAUGAAGCAGUUUCUGCCAGAGAAGCCUGGCAUGAACACUUCGUUGCUUCUCUAGAUAUCUGAGUGUACAGUUUUAUGCUUUGUUUAACUUUAUGGAGUUUAGACAGGGUAGUAGUAUGGUAUAGCUGUUAAAUUAUGGGAACCUAUGGUUUAUUUCACUGUUCUAUGCAUCUGCUGUUGUUGCUA
Oryza brachyantha (malo sina) is the source of this 5062-nucleotide messenger RNA. RefSeq lists its product as uncharacterized. Lineage: Eukaryota; Viridiplantae; Streptophyta; Magnoliopsida; Poales; Poaceae. The record is from RefSeq and is a predicted model, not a curated record. The transcript is spliced from 11 exons. Bases 279 to 4931 code for a protein of 1550 amino acids.